ACCCCCCGCGUUUUCUGUUGCCAGCCAACAACAUGUCGCCGACGCCGGGCAUCCCCGAGUACUUCGCGGGCCGCGACGUCCUGGUGACGGGCGCGACGGGCUUCAUGGGCAAGGUGCUGCUGGAGAAGCUGCUGCGCUGCUGCCCGGACAUCCGCCGCAUCUACAUCCUGGUGCGCGCCAAGAAGGGCGUGGCGCCGGGCGCGCGCCUCGAGACCCUCAAGAAGGUGGUGCUGUUCGAGCCGCUGCUCAAGGCGCAGCCGGACGCCUUCGCCAAGGUGGUGCCGCUCGAGGGCCAGGUCAACGACCCCUGCAUGGGGCUGAGCGAGGCGGACCAGCAGCGCAUCGUCGACAACGUGUCGGUCGUCUUCCACCUGGCCGCCUCGCUCGACUGGCGCGCCGCCCUCAAGCGCUCCGUCCUGGACAACACGGUCGGCACCCAGCGCGUCAUGGAGUUCUGCGCGAGGAUCAAGAAGCUUGAGUCGCUGGUGUACACGUCGACGGCGUUCUGCCAGUGCGAGGAGGACGUCCUGGAGGAGCGCACCUACAAGCCGCGGGUGGACCCGCACAUGGUCAUGGAGCUCUGCCAGAAGCUGGACGAGGAGGCCAUGGAGAUCAUGCGGCCGUC
Molecule: messenger RNA, 625 nt
Organism: Frankliniella occidentalis (western flower thrips)
Lineage: Eukaryota; Metazoa; Arthropoda; Insecta; Thysanoptera; Thripidae
Product: putative fatty acyl-CoA reductase CG5065
Biological process (GO): long-chain fatty-acyl-CoA metabolic process
Cellular component (GO): peroxisome
Molecular function (GO): alcohol-forming very long-chain fatty acyl-CoA reductase (NADP+) activity
Source: RefSeq, a predicted model, not a curated record